GUUGCCAUGGCGAUUCCGGAACUAGGUCACAAAUGUUAAGCUAGUAAAGUUCACCAAGAAUCAAGCUACGUGCACUCCCAUUUUAACGUUUGUUUAAGCUAACUACAAGUGUUAUACUGGUUAUCGCGGCACUUUCUGCCUGUUACGCUACCAUUAACCGGUGACCCUGCGGGGAGCAGUGACAGAAAGCUCGCGCUAACUCGUUGCGUGGUGGAGGGAAUGUCUUAUUGUUUUCCCCCGGGAACCCGAGCGGGCCACACACACACACACACACACAAAACCCAACGGCUGCUAACGUUAACGGACAGGUCACAAAAAUAGCCAUUAGCUACACAGUCAGUGUACUGAUGUUUUCAGGGUGUUCGUGAUUGGAGAGUUUACGUUAGCUAAAGUUAACGGCUGUUGCAAGCUGUAAGUGCGUGACAUGGCAACCGGAGGCACUCCUUUUGAUGACAGUGCAGAAGAGCUGCACAACUGGACUGUAACCAAUGGCAGUCUGGAAGAUAGACUCAACAACAUGGACUGGGGUGUACAGCAGAAGAAAGCCAACCGAUCAUCAGAGAAGAACAAGAAGAAACUGUCAGCUACGGUGGUGGAGAGCCGUCUGACUAAUGAUAUUUCACCAGAGUCCACUCCUGGCGCCGGUCGAAAGAGAGCACGCACUCCUCAUUCCUUUCCCCACAUCAAAUAUACCACCCAGAUGUCUGUCCCAGACCAGGCUGAGCUGGACAAGCUGCGUCAGAGAAUCAAUUUCACAGACUUGGAUGAGAGGAGCAUCGGCAGUGACUCCCAGGGGCGUGUCACAGCUGCCAACAACCAGCGCCAGUUAGCUGGAGAGAACAAGAAGCCCUACAACUUCCUACCUCUGCAUGUAAACACUAACAAAAGCAGGGAGCUGCUCCCUCCCUCCUCCUCUGCCCCAGCCACACCAGCUAUCUCCAAGGAAACUAAGAAACAGAGCCCAGGACUCAGGGAUACGUUAACCCCUUUGGUUCCUAUCAAGGAUACUCCAAGGCUCAGCCGUGGUGGAACUGAGAGGGGGCCCUUAGCGCCCAGAGAAUAUGGGAGAGGAGAGCCGAGAAUAGACAGCAGCCAGGUGGUGAGCAAACUGGUACAGAUCCGGGAGUACAUCAGUAAGGCCAGCUCCAUGCGGGAUGACCUGGUGGAGAAGAAUGAUGUGCCGGCUAAUGUGGAGCGUCUCUCCCAUCUCAUCGACCACCUCAAGGAGCAGGAGAAGUCCUAUUUACGGUUCCUGCAGAAAAUGCUGACACGGGAGAAUGAGGAGGAUGAUGUGGGGACCCUGGACUCUGCAGUGGGCUCAGGUUCACUGGCAGAGAGCACUUCUCUUAACAUUGAGGUCCGCUCUUCAGAUGCCUCAAAUGCAACGGGCGGUAGGCCAGAAACAGUGCGAGCUGACCAGAAGGAAGAGUUGGAGAAUCUGCGUAAGCAGCACGAGCUGCUGAAGAAGAUGCUGGAGCAGCAGGAGCAGCUCAGGGCCCUGCAGGGCCGACAGGAAGCACUAAUGGCCAUGCAGGACAGUGCAGAACAGGCACUUGCUGUGAUUGAAGACACUGUUGUCACAGAAACCACAGGCAGUGUUUCAGGCCUGAGCAUCACAUCAGAACUGAAUGAUGAGUUGAACGAUUUGAUCCAGCGGUUCCACAACCAGCUACACGACUCUCAGACAAAAGCAGUGCCAGACAACCGCCGUCAGGCAGAGAGCCUUUCCCUCUCUAGAGAGGUGUGCUGGUCUAGGGCUCCCCAGGCUGUUGGUCCACCUCAACACAGGCCUCUCCUCCACUCUGCCUCUGGUCCCCACACUGGCCUAGACACUGGGGCAACAGCUGCCAGUGCCAAACUCACUAAGCUCAAAGAACUCCAAGACAAAAAGCAAACCAUGGACAAGAUCCUGCAGGAGCUGCAUUCACUCAGAGACCAGACACUCAAUAAUAACGCAUGUCGUGGCUUGUCAACACAGUGCAGUCUCAGUAUGGGAGGAUCUUCAGAUUGUCCAUCUGCUCUCUGCUCUAAUGGGGCCUCAGCUUCCACUUCCUUUCAUCCUUCACUCACGCAACACCAAGACAGCUCCAAUUCCACAGACAAGCUCAGGAAGCUAAAGGAGGUCCACAAGCGUUUGAAUGAGCUGCGGGAAUUGGUUCAGUACUACGAGCAGACUUCUGAUAUGAUGGUGGAUGCGGUCAAUGAGAAUGUGAAAGAGGAUGAUGAUGAUGAGGAACAGGAGGAGGAUAAUGGGACGGAGGAUGGUUCUAUGUUUGAGGCCAUGUUUGACUCUGAGCAGGAGAACCGCCAGCCUUUAACUAACAUCAGAAACCCACAGCGCAGUGGGAACUGGACAGACUUGAACAGCCUGACCAAUGGGCGCAGUGUCAGGAGUAGUGGCGCUAACAACCGUGAUGGCAGACUCAACACUGAGUGUGAGAUUAACAACCGGUCUGCAGCCAACCUCCGCAGCCUCAACAUCCCCUCAGCCAUAGAGUGCCAGUACAAUAGGGACACCCCCUAUAAUCGGGUGAAAGAUGAGGAUGAAGACGGUCUCGAUAAUGAUGAAGGGCCACAGGCUGUGGCUCCAGACAGUGAGGCAUCGGGGUCUAGUCGAAGAAGCAGUCUAGGGAAUGAUGGAGGUUUUGCUCAGAAGGUUCAUCGGCAGACAGCAAAGCAGAAACUCCGUCAGCUUCAGGAGCUGGUGGCCAUGGUUCAGAGUGAUGACACAGAUGGCACAACAGCUAAUGAGGAUGAAGCUUUACACCAACAGCCAAAUAAUACCAGAGCUGCUGUGGCUGGGUCGUUAGGGGCUGUAUCUAAACAGAAUCCCAGAGAACUCACUCUCUCCAGCAAGGCCAGGGAGAAGCUAUAUGAGGAGAAGCUGCGUCAGCAGAAGCAGGAGCUGAAGCAGCUCCAUGAAGAGCGCCAGAGGCUCAUUGAAAUCCAAGGCAAGAUCCAUGACCUGCAGUGGGCUUGCCCUGACCUCCAGUCAUCUGUGUCAAGCACAGUGAGUCAAGAGGGUUUGCUGAGGAAGGUUGCAGUUUCCACUCCAGCCGCUGUUCAGGCUUCCUCUUCCUCUGGACCCAAAACCAACUCAGCUAUGCUCAAACCCACUGCUCCAGAAGCAGCUACUUCUUCAGUCACUGACAAUGAGCAGCUUUGGUCAGAGAUGCGUCGGCACCAGAUCUUGAGGGAAGAACUGCGACAGCGCAGAAAGCACCUAGAGUCCUUGAUGGCUGAACACCAGAGGCGUAGUUUUGUCAUUGACUCUACCCAGCGGAUUGACGACCAAGAAGGGCUUGCUACACCCUCACAGCCUGUCAGUAGGGAUGAAAGGACAAUGGCCACCUGGGGUUCCACUCCCUGCCACCUUGAUGAUGAUGACAAUGAGGAUGUCGAUGAGGAUGAAUAUCGCUCAGAAAUGGGUGCGGAGGAGGAAGAGGAGCAGGAAGACUGUGCAGAGAGCAGCUCUGAUGAUGACGUUCACAUCUACUCAUCCAGCAGAAACCAGUGCUCAUACAGUAACAGGAAGAAUCAAGGAAGCAACCUGAAGCCUCCACCAGCCUUCUCAGGUGAAGGUAGUGGGAAUCCUUCUCUUCAUAACAAGACUAAGGCCAAGCAGCAGCAGCAGUCCAGAAGUUUGAACCAAUCUGCGAGCCAGCAUGGAGGUACACGGCGGCAGGAGAACCUGCGCUGGGCAUCUGAGCUCUCCUUUGCUGAGGGCUCAUGUCACUGGCAGGAACAAGCCAGCCAGUUGCAGAGACAGCUGGACUUCAGCACCAGCAUGUGUCAGACACUCCUGCAGGACCAGCAGACACUCUCUUAUAUGUUGCAAACCCUGCUGACAGGUCAGUACAGUGUGUUACCCAACAACCUGUCAUCACCACAGGUCCACUUGGUCAUGCACCAGCUCAACCAGUGUUACACCCAGCUGACUUGGCAGCAAAACAAUGUACAAAGACUAAAGCAGGUCCUGAAUGACCUCCUUCGUCAGCAACAGCAGAAUCAGCAGACUUCCUCUUCAACGGCAGGUUGGCAGACACAGAAUCCUGGCUCAUCCCAGGACUCCAGCUCCGGUCCCUCAGCCUCUCCUGGUGUCUUCCUCCCCUUCUCCUCCACCCUGCAUCCUUCAACCAACAACUUGUCAACUGCUGCCAUAUCCCCGUUCCCUCCCAGCUUUAACUUAUAUCCACUCUUCCCUGCUCCCAUGGGUGAAUUCCCUCUGGGUGCAGCAGGUCAGGCAACCCCUGAACACCAGAAGCAGCAGUUGGACCCCAACACUUCAAUCAAAACAGAGUACAUGAGUUUCCCUCCUCCACUGCAGCGCUCUCCUCUUAACACCACUACAGAGAGAGGACCGGCUGGCUGGCUUAAAACCUCCUACGCAAACAACACCGUCCAGCAUCACCAAUCUAAAACGGAGCCCCAAGAAUCUCCCUCCUCCUCCCCCACUUUCGCCAACCGCCACUCCCGACCUCAAGAAUUUGACAGGGCGUCACAGGAAAGCUUCAGCAGCAUGCCUGAUCCUGUUGAUCCCACCACCAUCACAAAGACCUUUAAGGCCGGGCGCAAGGCGUCUGCACAAGCCAACCUGGCCUCACGAACAAAGACGCCCAAUUCUAAGAGUCGUCGCAGGAGGAGCAAAGGGCACAAUAAGAACAGUGAAGGCCAUGAGAGUGACAGUGUUAGCAGUACUGCAGACUUUGCCCAGGAGAGGGCAGCCCUGUCUCGUCAGAAGGACCAGAAUAAGAGUCUGUUGGACAAGCUGACUCAAGAGAAACUUGACAGUAAAACUAAGCUUGGGAACAAAGGAAAUGACCUCUCCUCUGCCUAUGCUUGGAGAACACCCUUCCUCUCUAACAGAAUUGCAUGCACAGAAGCACCAGAUGCAAGCAGCGACUUCUCACUGUUUGAGGCACUGAGGGAGACCAUCUACUCUGAGGUGGCUACUUUGAUAUCCCAGAAUGAGUCCCGUCCCCACUUUCUCAUCGAGCUCUUCCAUGAGCUGCAGCUGCUCAACACAGACUACUUACGGCAGAGGGCACUGUAUUCCUUACAGGAUAUAGUGACCAGGCACCUGGCAGAGAAAAGUGCAGCUGAGGACCAGCCUCUUGGUCCUGUGGUGUGGGCUGCAGGCUCUCAGUCUGAGCUCACACCCAGUGAGAGUCUGGCUACCAGUGAUGCAGAGGUGGUGGAGAAAAACAUGAGGCUCACGCAGGACACAAUGAAGAAGAGAGAUGAUGCAGAAUCUGUGGACAAUGACAGCACCAUGUCAACCUCCUCCAACCUGGAACCAUUUGCUAACGAUGACCUGGGCAACACGGUGAUUCAUUUAGACAAAGCUCUGGCCAGGAUUAGGGAGUAUGAGCGCAUGAAGCUUAAAGCUGAGUCUAACCCCUGCAACGCCAGCACUGCAGCUGCAGGUGGCUCUGAAGUCUCAAAUGCUGAACAACCUUCUGCUAACCCUGCUGGCCAAGUGGAAGGAGGUGCAGCUGGUGACGUGCGUUGCCCUCAGAUUGACACCCAGCAGUUGGAUCGUCAAAUCAAAGCUAUCAUGACAGAAGUCAUUCCUUUUCUUAAGGAGAACAUGGAUGAGGUGUGUUCCCUCCAGCUGUUGACAUCUGUGCGGCGCAUGGUUCUUACUCUCACCCAACAGAAUGAUGAAAGCAAGGAGUUUGUCCGCUUUUUCCACAGACAGCUGGGAGGCAUACUGCAGGACUCUCUUAGUAAAUUUGUGGGUCGUACUCUGAAGGACUGUGGGGAGGACCUUCUGGUGGAGAUCUCAGAGAUCCUCUUCAAUGAACUCGCCUUUUUUAGGCUCAUGCAGGAUUUGGACAACAGCAGCAGCAUUGCCUUGGCAGCCAAACACAAAAAUAAGAAGCGGGCUGAGCAACCCAAUAAAACAAAGCACAGUCUCAAGGACCAAGAUGAGGCUGAGCAGGAAGGUGAUACUACUCUCCAGGACCUUUACCUGCAGACAGAGAGGAAGAACAGCAGAAGCAGUGAAGCUUCAGAGGUUGAAGAGGAAGAUGAGGAUGAAGGGGUUGGACAAGGAAUGCCUCUGUCAAUCAGUCUUUCCAAAGCAGAGACUCAGGCCCUGACAAACUAUGGCAGUGGAGAGGAUGAGAAUGAGGAGGAGGAAAUGGAGGAGUUCGAAGCUGGACCUGUUGAUGUGCAAACAUCCUUGCAGGCUUCUGCUGAUGGACAGGUGGAGCAGGAGGGGACAGGACCCAGCGAAACCCAGGUGACCAAAACUGAACAGAGGAGUUCAGAGAAAGAAGAUGAUGAAAUCAACAAAUCAGUUGGGACUGUGGAUUCCACAGUAGAGGACCGUGACAUGGCGGUGGAGGAGAGUAAAGUUGGGGCUGCUGCUGCCUCAGAAGGAAGCUCUGCAGUCUUCCAUGGUCAGGAUGUCCAAAAGGAGUCAACCACCACUAGUAGCCCUGACACAGACUCACCCGUCAUGAUUAAUGUAGAUGAGAUGGGCUCAGGUAACACCAGUCAGAAAUCUGACGAGGAUGACUUUGUGAAGGUGGAUGACUUGCCAUUGCAGCUUACAGUCAUGUGUGAGGAGGAACUACAGAAGAGAAUAGUGGAGGAGCAGCAGAAUAACAACCUGUCUGUAGAGAUCCUCAAUGGGAACACUGAAUCGCUGUCUGGGCUGGUGGGAAAUGCACAUGCACUGAAGGAACCAGACACUGUCGGUGCCCAGAGUGUGUAAAGAUUUAUACAGAUGUCUCAAAAUCUACUGUUUUUAGCAACACUAUGCUUACACCCUCAAUCUACUCUGGAUGUAUGAUUGUUGAUUCUUUAUCUGCUAGUUUAAAGGAGCAAAGGCUCAUAAUAUUGGUCACAAGUUAGCUGUGACACACAACAGAUAAAACUAAACAUCUACACAUAAUCAACACUUAAGUUCAUUUUAUUCCUGAAUGUUUAAUGUGAUUUAUUGGUAAUCUGGGGAGGGGUUGUGUUUAUGCUGCUGAUUACUGACAGUUAAGCCUCUGUUUGAAUCUUUAUAGUACUGAAACUCCUCUUCAGAUCCGCCUUAGUCUCUUUCUUGUUUCUGGGAUCAGUUUGACAUGAGUUGAUUUUUAAAAAAAUUUUUUAUUUGUCUUGGCCUGGCCUUAUUGCUGUAAAGCUCAUCUUUUCUGCACUUGAUUCCUAAUUAUAAAGAGAUUACAAUAGGAUGGAAGUUCAGCUGUAGCCUGGCUGAUUUCAGCUAAUAGUUUCUCCAGAUUGAACACGUUUUCCUUUAUAUCAGAGCUCAAAGCUCAGACUUAACUUUUAUCCCUUCAGACGCAUCUUUAUAUACUGUUUUGUUGUGUUAAUGGUUAAUCUCCAUUGAUUUUCAUGUAAUUAAAAUGUUGACUACAAUAAGUUUUAAAUAAUAAAAUGCUGGAACUUUCAAAACA
This is a messenger RNA of Siniperca chuatsi (mandarin fish), 7415 nucleotides long. It is a transcript of the gene pcm1, whose product is annotated as pericentriolar material 1. The transcript has 39 exons. Gene Ontology annotation, biological process: protein localization to centrosome; intraciliary transport involved in cilium assembly; cilium assembly. The coding region runs from base 425 to 6724 and encodes 2099 amino acids. The record is from RefSeq and is a predicted model, not a curated record. NCBI's taxonomy places the organism in Eukaryota, Metazoa, Chordata, Actinopteri, Centrarchiformes, Sinipercidae. Gene Ontology annotation, cellular component: centriolar satellite; centriole; ciliary basal body.